This is a messenger RNA of Ochotona princeps (American pika), 1420 nucleotides long. It is a transcript of the gene CHODL, whose product is annotated as chondrolectin. Gene Ontology annotation, cellular component: cytoplasm. The transcript is spliced from 7 exons. NCBI's taxonomy places the organism in Eukaryota, Metazoa, Chordata, Mammalia, Lagomorpha, Ochotonidae. Gene Ontology annotation, biological process: positive regulation of axonogenesis. The coding region runs from base 72 to 890 and encodes 272 amino acids. The record is from RefSeq and is a predicted model, not a curated record.
AAGCCCCAGGCAAAGCCUAAGACGGACAAGGUCUUUGCUCCACGCAACACCUGCUGCUGCCGCCGCCCGCAAUGAUCCGCGUGGUUUCACUGCUGCUGAGCGCCGCGCUGCUCUGCGGCCACGGAACCCUCGGCCGCCGGGUGGUUAGCGGCCAAAAGGUGUGUUUUGCUGACUUGAGGCAUCCGUGCUACAAAAUGGCUUACUUCCAUGAGCUGUCCAGCCGCGUGAGCUUCCAAGAAGCCCGCCUGGCUUGUGAGACUGAGGGAGGCGUCCUCCUCAGCCUCGGGGAUGAGGCUGAGCAGAAGUUGAUAGAGAGUAUGUUGCAAAACUUGACGAAACCUGGAACAGGAAUUUCUGAUGGUGAUUUCUGGAUUGGUCUUUGGAGAAAUGGAGAAGGGCAGAACUCUGGUGCCUGCCCUGAUCUCUACCAGUGGUCUGAUGGAAGCAGUUCUCAGUACCGAAACUGGUACACAGAUGAACCUUCCUGUGGAAGUGAAAAGUGUGUUGUUAUGUACCAUCAGCCAACCGCCAAUCCUGGUCUCGGGGGUCCAUACCUUUACCAGUGGAAUGAUGACAGGUGUAACAUGAAGCACAAUUACAUCUGCAAGUACGAGCCAGAGAUUAUUCCAACAGAACCUGUAGAAAAACCUUAUCUUACAAAUCAACCAGGAGACACCCAGGAAAAUGUGGUUGUUACUGAAGCAGGCAUUAUUCCCAAUCUUAUUUAUGUUGUUAUACCAACAAUACCCCUGCUCUUACUGAUACUGGUUGCUUUUGGAACCUGCUGUUUCCAGAUGCUACAUAGAAGGAGAGCAAGGAGAAACUUCAUGAAAGACUCAACUCCAUUUUCAUCUGAGUGCCUUCCAGAAAAUUUAAAUGCCAAUCUGUAAAGGAAGAACAAAAACUAGCCCAAACCAAUCCACACUGUGGAUUUCGAAAAGUACCAGAAAGGAAAGUGGCAUGGAAGUAUAAGGACUUGUUGAUUGGGCUCCAGAAAAGAGUUUCGUAAUUCUGGAUCCAUAUAAGGAAUGGCAUCAGAACAUUAGCUUGGAAUGGCUUGAACUCUCAAAGGACAUGCAAGAUGAAGUGUAAGCUCCCCCUUGAGGCAAAUAUUGAAAUAAUUUUAUAUGUUUGUUAUUUCAUUUACAAAGAUGUGCUGUGCUGAUAUGCGCUGUGCUAAUAAUGGAGUGAGAUAAGCUUAUUUUGCUAAAGGAUGCACCAAACUUCACGUAAAUGGAAUGGACCACCCUGCUAACGUUGGUGUCAACACUUAGCAGUUUGUUGGAAGCAAUUAUUUUUAUUUUUUCAACUUUCACAAGUUGUAAUCUAGUUGAUGUAAAGAAAAUUGUAGUGAAAUUUACACUGUGCAAAAAUAUUUUACCUUUGCAUAAGCAUUUGAUAAAAAUGAACUGUUCUUAUA